Patiria miniata (bat star) is the source of this 3085-nucleotide messenger RNA. RefSeq names its product monocarboxylate transporter 2-like. Lineage: Eukaryota; Metazoa; Echinodermata; Asteroidea; Valvatida; Asterinidae. Gene Ontology annotation, molecular function: monocarboxylic acid transmembrane transporter activity. The record is from RefSeq and is a predicted model, not a curated record. The coding region runs from base 289 to 1731 and encodes 480 amino acids. The transcript has 5 exons. Gene Ontology annotation, biological process: monocarboxylic acid transport; transmembrane transport.
AGGCCGCCGGACUCCAAUACCUGACGUGAGUACAGAUCUACUGGUUUCAAUUCCCGUGGGUUUUGGUGUUCAGUGUAACAGGCCUUGCUGGAGACCAACUGUUUGAAAUCGUCUUAGCGUAGGGCCUAUAUAUCUUGCUGUUCAAAAGUUUCAGAUAAUUUUCAAAGGAAGAAUCCAUCGCCUGGUCGCCAGUCUAAAAGUGAUUAACCAAGCUCAUGUGAAAAAAAUACCGAGCCGCGAACCAAAACUGACACGCAUAAUAGGCCUAGCCCUACGGCAAUAUUCAAAAUGGCUGAUACACCUCCGACUAUGUCAACCGCUAGACGAAGGGAAAACGUGGAUGGAGGAUGGGCCUACUUGAUCCUGUUGGCGGCUUACGGCUAUUUCUUCGUCUUCGCUGGAAUUGGAAAGAGUUUAGGUGUGCUGCUCCCCACCUUAACGGAGCAGUUUGAUACUCAGACGUGGCUACUGGGAGCCAUUAUCUCCAUUAUAAUGCUGAUUAAGGACAUAUCAGCUGUCCCAUCGGCGCUAUUGAGCACGAAACUCCCGGUGCGAUGGAUCUUGAUAGCGAGCAGUAUCGUUGCAUGUUGUGGGAUAAUUGGUGCGUCUCUUGCUCAAACCAUCACCCAGUUUGCCGUCUGCAUGUCCGUGUUAUCAGGACUUGGGUUUGGCUUCUGCUCCCCCCUAAUGCAGACACUUGUCGGCCAUUACUUCCAUAAGAAGUACGCCUGUGCUAACGGGUUUGCUACGGCCGGCAUGCCACUGGGUGUGAUGGCAAUGGCACCUCUUACACAACUUCUCCUGGACGUCUACGGAUGGCGUGGGGCUCUACUCAUCUUGGGAGGGAUCUCGCUUAACUUGGUUGCAUUAACUCUCCUAACACGACCGCUUGUGAGUCACAAGGCAUCCACCGAUGUCGAGUCUGCUUCAUCAGAUCUCAGACGAAUGUCCACCGAGGGUCAGCAGAGGAGCGCCCGGCUCUUGGAGCAAGGCAAUACUGGCGAGCAACAGCGACGCCGGUCGUCCAUCAGAUCCCUAGUGGUUCGACCCGCUGCCAUCAUCAGCUCGGGUGGUAAACAGUUCGCCAAAGCGUCCGAUCUCUCCCUCUUCAAGGAAUUCUCGUUCGUGGUGGUCGUAAUCGUGUGCUGCAUCGUGAGAUUUACGAAGACUGCCUGGAUAAUCUACUUCGUGCCACACGCCAUCGACAUGGGAUUCGGCAAGUACGAGGCCUCCCUGUUUGUCACCGUCAACAGCGUGGGGAACCUGCUGGGGAAGAUCGUUCAUGGCCCGCUGAUCGACCGUAAGGUGGUUACCAGGAAAGUGUUACUGAUUAUAUCCACGACCGCGUCUGCAGCCGCUCUCUUUUUGGACCGUUUCAUGGUGACCGUUCCGAGUAUGAUCGUUGGGCAGUUGGUGCUCGGCAUGGGCGUGGGCAUCGCUGCUUCGCUGUUCGUCAUCGUCAUCCGCAAAGUUGCUGGUAUCAAGCGGCUGGCCAACAGCCUUGCAUGGGCCAGUGUUGCCUCUGGACUGAUGAGAUUAUUGGCUGGGUUUGUGCCAGGCUGGAUUUACGACCAGACAAAUAGCUACAACGACGUGUUUCUUGUGGUGGCCUGCGUGACGAUCGUCUGUCCUGUGGUGGUUAUUGCAGAGGCCGCCGUCUACAAGUUUUGCCGGAAGAAGGCACCGUUAGAUGCACGAUGGGAAGGCGUGAUCUCCGAUGACGAUAACUGAAUAUGCGCAUUCGGGAGAUGUCAACGGCUGUUUACAUUCCCCUUGCUACUACCUCACGUAUAGUUUGCAAAAACUGGCUGGCAGUCAUUGCAAAAACAGAAGAAUGAUUUUCAGGGCUUAAAAUAGUGUCCUGCAAAGUGCGAUCAAACCAAUGGAUAAUUAAAUGACAAUACUCAAUGCAAAAUGAAGAUAUUUUCUUCCUAAGCAAGAGCGUGUAAUAUCUUGGGGGUUUUCUUUAUUUUAUAUUCACGGUUGAAAAUGAAAAGUGUUGUUGCCCGUCGAGAAUUUCGAUCCAUGUUUGUGACCAAAAAUGGUUCUGAAGGAAACGAAAAAGGGAGUUUUGAUGAACCGAACAUUGUGAUAAAAAACAAUGCACCAGUUCUUCCUUUAUAUCAGCCCUGUCACUUUGUCAGAUGCACUUUGUUUGUGGGAAGCAAGUAAACAAAACAAAAAGAGCACAUCAUUACCAAAUAGUCAGUUGGCGUCAUCUCCCAUAUGCAAUAUUAGGUACAUUCUUUGAAAAAUUCAGGGAUAAAACCCAAAUCCUCUUGAUGACAUUUUUUCCUACCCCCAGAAGAUUGUUUUCGCCGGGUAUUGUUGUUGAGCCAAAAUGAAAAAUGUACAAUUGAAUACCAAUUUUACUCCGCUGUUUUGUUGGCGGGCGUCCAUUUAGGAAAAAAAAAUGGCGAAAUAAGCCCAAAAGGAGCUAUUUAUAAAGACUUUUUGCAGUAGAUUAAAACCUUGAGUUGAGAAUUACAUGUUGAAACACAAUUUUUGACAAACUUUCUCUUUAAGGGAACUUGGCCUGAGCAGUAUAAGCAGUAAAUUAAAAACAAAGUCCAAAAUAUUUUCGCUUUUAUGCAUUUUGUUUAAAAAAACGGGCAAAGUACAAUUUUGUCCAUAAAUUCCAUUUUGUUUCACUGCAAUUAGAAAACAGAGCCGGAACGCCUUUUCUUUGAGGCAAAUGUGACAAAGGGGGUUCUUUAGGGUGGAUAAAUAAAUAUAUUACAAAUAUAUAAGGGAAGAAAAAAAACAGGAAAUGAUUUUAGUAAAUUUGAGUAAACAAUCACAUUUUGUGUCAGUUACAAUUGUCAAAUGAACAUAAAGCAAUUUGAGAUACGUUUACAGAUGUGUGUAUAAUAAAAUAUACUUUUAUUUCUCUGAUUUCAGACCAAAACACUUACAUAAAUAUAGCCUUUCGUGUGAAAUCACCAAGUUUUCCUACCACUAACUGUGUUAGGCCAAAAAAAAAAAAUCUCCGGUUUCUGGCAUGGAGCUUGCCCCAAAAGUGGUGCGGCGACGCGGCUGUUUUUUUAAUUUGUUUUUCUUCAAAUGUCGGCUGAUGACUGCAAAU